Auxenochlorella protothecoides is the source of this 1131-nucleotide messenger RNA. Its product is annotated as Lysine-specific demethylase 5C. The transcript is spliced from 4 exons. Gene Ontology annotation, biological process: chromatin remodeling. Gene Ontology annotation, molecular function: histone demethylase activity. The coding region runs from base 1 to 1131 and encodes 376 amino acids. The record is from RefSeq and is a predicted model, not a curated record. NCBI's taxonomy places the organism in Eukaryota, Viridiplantae, Chlorophyta, Trebouxiophyceae, Chlorellales, Chlorellaceae. Gene Ontology annotation, cellular component: nucleus.
AUGCUCCCCACCCCCCCCAUCGCAUCGCGACCACCACAGCUGGAUGUAGCAAUUCAGAGGCACCAGGAGCAGGAGGCCUGGCUGUCGACGCUGCCUGAUGCCCCCACGUACCGGCCCAGCGCGGAGGAGUGGGGCGACCCCCUAGCCUACAUCCGCUCCAUCCAGCCCGAGGCCAGCCUGGCCGGCAUAGCCCUCAUCCACGCCCCCGUGGCCCCCGCCCUGGCUCCCGGCCGGGUCCUGGCAGACGUCCCGGGCUUCCGUUUCACCACCCGCAUCCAGGCCCUGGGUCGACAACGCUGGACGGCCUGGGACUCGGUGCGUUUCGAGGAGGGAGACCGUGAGUACACGCUGGAGGAGUUUGCCGCCGAGGCCGCCGCGGCAGAGGCCGCGUGGUACGGCGGCCUGGCGGGGCCGCUGCCACCCCGCACCGCUGAGUGCGAGUACUGGGCCCUGCAGAGCUCGCCCAACUCUGGAAAAAUCGUAGAGUACGGCAAUGACGUGGAGGGCACGGCCUUCCACCCAUGUGACCCGUUGGGCGCCACAAAGUGGAACCUGAACGUGCUGCCGCAUGAGCCUGCUUCGGUGCUGCGCCACUGCCACGCCCAUGUCCCUGGCGUCACCAGCCCCAUGCUGUACGUCGGGCGCCUCUUCUCCGCCUUCGCCUGGCACGUGGAGGACCAGCACCUGUACUCCAUCAACUACGCGCACGCCGGCGCGGCCAAGGUCUGGUACGGCGUGGGCGCGCGCGACGCCGACGCCCUGGAAAGCGCGGCCGCCGCCGGCGCAUUCGCAGGCGUGGCGCGGCCGACGCGCCCCGCGCAGCGUGCGGCGGCCGCCGCGGCCGCGCUGGCGGCCAAGACCACGAUCUUCCCCCCCAGCGACGCGGCGCGGGCCGGCGUGCGCGUCGUGCGCGCGGUGCAGCUGCCCGGCAGCUUCGUGGUGACCUUCCCCCGCGCCUACCACGCCGGCUUCUCCGCGGGGACGCACCUGGGGGAGGCCGUCAACUUCGCGCUUGACGACUGGUGGCCCCACGCGCUGCGGGCGCGGGCGGCGCACCGCGCCUGGGGAGUCCCCGAGGCGGUGCCGCUGGAGGCGGCCCAGGAGCCGGAGCCAGGGCGGGCCGAGCGGUGA